Messenger RNA from Salvia hispanica, 1977 nucleotides. Its product is annotated as SEC14 cytosolic factor family protein / phosphoglyceride transfer family protein. The record is from RefSeq and is a predicted model, not a curated record. NCBI's taxonomy places the organism in Eukaryota, Viridiplantae, Streptophyta, Magnoliopsida, Lamiales, Lamiaceae.
CAGUUUCCCAACUGUAAUCAACACCCCCAGCUUCUGUGUUCAUACUUUCUUCGCCUUCUCUCUCGAUUCCGCUUUCAUACAAUUAUUCUCCUUUUAUACAGUGUGUCUUCAUUGACAGGAUUAUGCAGCUAUGUUUUGACAUCCUAAGAUCUGGAUCUGUGAAGUUUUCUUGCUUCCAUUACAACAUCGUCAUUGCCUGAGAGAUGUGAUCUUCAUGCUCUCAAAUAGUUCUAAUUAUCUGCUCUUGUACCCCAUCCCCUCCGGACAAAAGUGUCUCCACUAUUCUUGUUUGAUCUGAAAGAGUUUGUUUAACGCAGUUUAAUUAGUGAGCACAGUGACAAUAUUGGCUAGCGGGGGUUGUCUAGCAUGGCCAACGUUCCUAGUAAUAAAAAUGUCUCACGAAGGUCUUCGAUUUCUUCUGGCCCUAAAUCCUUUUUAAGUCAGUCUUUAAAACCAAUAACAUCACAUAAGUGGGAAAUUGGAAAGGGAACUGGUGUUCAGGUGGCAACUUUUCUUGCUAAAACAGUUGCAUUAGAGACUGUACGGAGGUUAUCGAGGGCCAAAUGCCCAGUUUUCUGGACUGCGCUGCAAGGCUCACAAUUUCUUUGCUGCCCCCCAUUCAAAUGGGUUCAGCGGUGGAAGCCUUUUGGUUUCUUGGUUCACGGAGUUCAGAUGAUAUCACGGCCAUUAUUGGUUCUCUCAAUUGCAAAUGCUCUAUAUGAGUGCAGCAGUAAGGACUUGGACGAAGCUGAAAAUUCUCCUAGCCAUGAUGAUUCUCAAUUAGGUGCAGAAAAUCUUUCAGAAACCUCAUCUUUAGAGUGUAAUCAGAGCGUGAGAAUUGGUGAUGAAAAUCCUCAAGGCCUUUUCUCUACAGACUGGGUUAACCACCUUUGCCAAGAGCUGGAAACCCAGGGUAUCACUUUGCCUGAAAGAAUCAACCAAGAGGAACUGCAGAGAUUUUAUGUAGCUGCAGAUGGUGAUUUCUCAACCUUGCUAUCAUCUAUAAAGAAGACGAUAAGAUGGAGGGAGAAUUACGGAAUUCUCUCUGGAGAGGAACUUGAGUUGUGGUCAAAUUUGAUCUUCUGGCAUGGACUAGAUGUGAAUCAUCGACCGUGUCUCGUUGUCCGACUUGGCCUUGCUUGUGUCCAGUUGCCAUCUGAUGAUAGACCGCGCUUUAUCCAAGCUCUUGUAUCUCAGGUGGAGCACGGCGUCCUGCACUUGUUGGAUGGAGAAAAUCGUCAAAUUACGGUUCUAGUGGAUUGUCAAGGACUAACACCGCUGAGAAUUCCCGUGCAAUUAUUGAGACACUGCUGCAACAUUCUGCAAGAUCACUUUCCUAAUGUUUUGGGUGUUUUGGUUGUCAUCCGGCUUCCUUCAGUUGUCCGUGUUAUUGCCCAAACUUUCAUACAAGUUCUCACACCGACAACUAGGCAGAAACUGAGCAUCGAAGGGGAUUCUUAUAAGAAGGUUCUCUCUGAACGUUUUCGAAGCAUUCCUUCAUAUCUUGGCGGACAGUGCACUUGCAUAAGGUGUGCUAGGCUUCAAGGGGCUGGCACGUUGUGCCAAAUCGCUGAGAGGCAGACAAGCACCACAGAACCGGUUUCAGAUGUUGUCGAUGGUGAGGGUUUUCCUUUAGUAGAACCAACUGUUCAGUAUGAUAUGAUGAUGGAAAAUGACAGCAGUCAAAUAAUACGGACUGCUGUUAUUGGCAUCCUCAUGAUCUGGGUGUUGGUUGCGUUUAUCGAGGGCAUAUACGAUGGUGGAAGUUACCCAGUACUAACCCGCUGAUGCAUCUCUUCCCUGCGGCGAAGUAAUGUUGUUUUACAAAGUAUAGGUGUGUGAUCAGUAUAUAAGUAUUUCGUUAUUGUAAUGAUGUUCAAAGUUGUCAUUUGUUUUUGGGCAGUGACGUCGUUAUAGUGUAAUAAUGAGAUUCUGUGCUUUGCCGAAGUUAGAUAUAUAUGUAUGAGAUUCAAAUCA